Dermacentor andersoni is the source of this 7591-nucleotide messenger RNA. RefSeq lists its product as uncharacterized. Lineage: Eukaryota; Metazoa; Arthropoda; Arachnida; Ixodida; Ixodidae. Gene Ontology annotation, molecular function: serine-type endopeptidase inhibitor activity. The record is from RefSeq and is a predicted model, not a curated record.
CGUUCACACUCACGUCCACGCACAUACUUCGUCACUCACUAAUGAAGAAAACGCUCGAUUUCAAGCCUGUGGAAUUAACGAGUACUACUUUAAUACUGCAGGCACCUAUCUCGAUCGCCUAUAUAUGGUGCGAUAAAAUAUGAAACUCCACGUUAUGUCGCCAGCUUCGUUUUCGAAAGAAACAGUAACGAGUCAAGAAAUCUGUGCAGACAGCCGUAAUUCGAGACUAUCAUUUACCCGUGUCACACGGGCGUGUCACACAGGUACAAUAUCGACAACUGAAGCUUAGCAAUGCAGAACUCGGGAAACGAGAAGAAAGCGAGACCCAGAGAUGGUCCCAUACUAGAGACGUCUGCACACAGGCGCAUUCUUCUCCAUGAUUUCCCUAGUGUCCCUAGCACUUUCUUAAUGUGUAAACAACGUUGGCGCCAAUCACGCCGGCAACGCCUUCUCUUGCAUUUUCUUUUGUCUGUCAUUCUCGUUUCAUCCUGGGAGCUACUACCUGAAAACAGACACUGCACCAUGGCCACAUCAUCAGCUGCAGCUAUGUCGGGAGAUUUGACCACUGCAAUUGUUGCUUUUACCAUAGACCUGUACAAGCAACUUCUUUUAGAGAGUGACGGAACAAAGAACAUUGUCGUCUCCCCAUUCAGCAUCGCAGCUGCUCUGUCAAUGACUCUUGCUGGUGCCAAAGGUCACACAGCUGCUGAAAUCACCAAUGUCUUGCAUACAAAAGAUGACAUGAUCCACGCACAUUUCUCCGAUUUCUUUACCAAAGUUGCAACCUAUGCACCUGAUGUGACAUUGGAUGUUGCUAAUCGCAUGUACUCAGAAAAGACGUUCAAAGUUCUGGAAGACUACCUUGCCAUUCUGAACAAAUUUUACAACAGCACAGUGGUAUCCAUCGAUUUCAAGAAUGAUGCUGAAGCAGCCAGACUUGCAGUCAAUGCCUGGGUAGAAAAAACCACAAAAUCAAAGAUCAGGGACCUCCUUCCCAAUGGUGCUGUGGAUUCCGACACCAUGCUUGUGUUGGUCAAUGCCAUUUACUUCAAAGGUCUUUGGAAAGAGCAGUUCAACCCGAGAGUAACUUCCCUGCAGAAGUUUCACAUUUCAAAAGAAUCGGCUAAGGAGGUCCACAUGAUGUACAAGCAGUCACAUUUCAAUAUCAACACAGAAUGCACUGGCUUGAACGCCAAUGCAAUUGAGAUCCCGUACAAAGGUGGCAAGACGUCCAUGGUUAUUCUUCUGCCGUACGAAGUUGACGGCCUUCCAAAGCUGGAGGCGGCACUUACGCCGUCAAAACUGUUGGAUGUCUUGAAAGGGUUUGACUCGACAAUUGUUGACCUUAGUCUUCCACGAUUCAGGAUCGACUACAGUUUAGACCUAAAGAAGACACUUCACGCCAUGGGCAUAAGAGACUUGUUCACGGACAACAAGGCAGAUCUCUUGGGAAUAGAUGGAAAAAAGGACCUCGUGAUCUCGGCAGCAAUUCACAAAGCCUUUGUGGAGGUUAACGAGGAAGGAACAGAAGCAGCGGCUGCUACAGGAAUGGUGGCAAUGGCAAGGUGUGCCAUCAUUGGCAUUCCAUUCUCAGUUGACCACCCGUUCAUGUAUUUCAUUCGAAGCCACGACCCGGAUGUUAUUCUUUUUGCAGGCUCAGUACGUGAUCUGAUACAGCCAAGAAUAGGGGCCCUUUCCAAUAUCAUAGCAUCGGCCAUGUCUGCAGACCUGACUGUGGCGCUUUCUGCGUUCUCUGUUGACCUCUACAAGCAGGUACUUGCUAGGAGUGGCGGAACGAAAAAUGUAGUCGUCUCCCCGUUCAGCAUUACAGCCGCAUUGUCAAUGACACUUGCAGGAGCCAGACAACGCACAGCUGACGAAAUCGCAAAUGUCCUGCAUACAAAAAACAACUUGAUCCACUCGCAGUUCUCCGAAUUCUUUGCCAGAGUUUCAACCUAUUCAACAGAUGUCGUUCUAGAGGUGGCAAAUCGCUUGUAUGCAGAAAGAACUUACGACAUUCUCGAAGAGUAUCUUGACACAUUGAAAAAGUUUUAUAAUAGCGCUGUGGUGCCGGUGGAUUUCAAAAACGAAGCUGAAGCAGCAAGGCUUGUCAUCAAUUCUUGGGUAAAAGAAGCUACAAAAUCAAAGAUUGUUGACUUUCUUCCCUCUGGUGCACUGGAUUCUGACUGUGUACUUGUCUUGGUGAAUGCCAUUUACUUUAAAGGUCUGUGGGAAAAGCAGUUCAACUCGCAAGCAACAGCUCUUAAGAAAUUUCACAUCUCCAAAGAAGCAACAAAAGAAGUUCACAUGAUGUACAAGCAGGCAGAGUUCAAGGUCAACAUGGAAUGUAGCGAUUUGAAUGCCGCUGCCAUUGAAAUACCAUACAAAGGUGGCAAGACAUCCAUGAUGAUACUUCUUCCACAUGAAGUGGAUGGCCUUACACAGCUCGAGGCAGCACUAACCUCAUCGAAGCUGUCAGACAUUGUUACGGGGUUUGACAGAACUGUCGUUGAACUCAGUCUUCCACGAUUUAAGAUUGAACUGGAUGUGGAUCUCAAGAGUCUGCUUCAAUCAAUGGGUGUACAAGACUUGUUCUCUCGCAAAGCCGACUUAUCUGGAAUAGGUGGGCAGGAAGACCUCGUAGUCUCCGCUGCACUCCAUAAGGCCUUUGUGGAGGUCAAUGAGGAAGGCACAGAGGCAGCUGCAGCAACAGGGAUGAUGGUGAAGAAACCAAAAUGUGCUUUUAUUGGUACGCUUAGUUUCACCGUCGACCACCCAUUCAUGUUCAUCAUUAAGAGUCACGACCCAGAUGCUAUUCUCUUCGUUGGCUCAGUGCGAGAUGUGCCUAAUGCAGCCUGACCUUGUAGGACCUUGACCUUUAACACUAAGUAUUUUAAAAAAAGCGCUCCUUAUGCACAGUAACUGCAAUGCAACAAGGGCAAAAUACAUUUGUUCAAUUAUAGCUAAUACUAGUGCAAUAUUAAUACCCUGCUCUCAUGUGCAUUCGCACUGAUACACAUUGUCUACAGGAAGACAGGUUUCGGUAGUGGGCAUUGAUGUAACAUCAGCUUUGCCAUGUGCAUUACAUUUUCUAAUGCUGAAUGGUUUCCCAUUGGCUAAAUGAAAAACAUUUCUUGUUGGCCAUGCUAGUUAAAGCAAAGGCCUGCUUGGUCUUCAUCCAGAUGCUAGCAUGUAUACAGGCAGUGCCAAAAGUUUACAGGAUGAGAGACAUGAGAAUGAACAGGGUAUUUUCCUGAAUUUGGCAGGCAGCCUGAAUUUAAAGUGUGCUACAUGUACUAGUGUACGCAUAGUGUUUUACUGUUUCAAUGGCUGCAAGCUAAAACUGGGUUGAUAUUCUACUUUCUCACAGAACCCACGUCUCACAACAUGUUGAUCCUGCUGGUACAUUUAAGAUAAACAAAUGCACUGGUAAUGAAUCGGCACAAUUUGUAACUAUUCUGGACAUCAUCUGCUGCAGUUUCAGAGGUUUGUCAUCAGUGCUGUUGUUUGGUGUGAAGUCGGCAGACACAUACAAGUUGCAUGCGGUGGAUCAAGAUGUACGGCUUGGCAUUGAAAGUUUAAGGUGCAUGGGUCAAGUGCAAAUUUUGGAACUUCUGGGAACUCUAUGCCAGCAAAACUGUACAGCAUUACAUUUUUUUGUGUUUACUGUGUUCAAUUUCAUACUUAGCAGGCAAUGCUGCAGAAGCUGUACAAGUAAUACAGUUGUAGAAGUCUCGCACUACACAUUUUACAGUGCAGUUGUUGAACUGUGAUUUCUUUCGGCUGGAUAAUUACUUCAUAUAAUAUAGAUACAACUUGUGGAGAUGAAGUUAUGUCCAAUCACAUGUUUUCACACCUUUGUGCUUCCAGUAGCCAUCUCCUAUGUUUUAGUCAGGUGCACAAUUGCUGUGAUGUGGCGAUUGGUUGCAUAAAUAUGUUGCUCCACUUGUUUGGUGGUAAAUAUGUUUUGCUCUGCAAUGCCUUUCAUGUAAUAAUUAUGCCUUUGUGACAUAAAAACAUGACACUUAAUUUUACAUAAAAAGACAUGAAAGGAAAAAAGAAAAGGAUAUUCACUGUCCCUCUGCUUCGAGUUGUUGAUUAAUUUGCCCUCGCUCUGCGAUCUGCUACCCUCCUGGUUAGCUCAAAUGGCAGCUACAGCAACCACCCCAGAGAUGCGUUGGUCCCAGGUUUAAUCCCCAAACUAGGACACAUUUGUCUUGAGCUUGCAAAGCUUUCUUUCUGAGAAAUCCAUAUGUAGCUUCAUGCUGCACUCGGGUGGAUGAGAAUUUUUCCCUUUCAUGAACCAUCCUUCCACCAUGCAGGAUUGCACAGAACUCUUUACACCAGAAUUACGUGAAGCAUGCAUAUCUUUCUUUUGUAUAUGUGACGCACUAUUUUUUUGGUUGCAAAUGCAAGCAGUGACAGAAGUCUGUCCAGCUAUUGUAGCAUUGCCUGCUGUGUAUGAAACAGUAUUGCACAGGCUGGAAAUAACAGGCUACAUGCCUAGGCUGCGGAAAUACAGUUAAACCUCGAUAUAAUGAAGUCAGUAAAAUUGGCAAUUUGCUUCGUUAUAUCGAAAUUUGGUUGUAUUGAAAUUCGACUUUUUAUGCAAAUAACUACAGUCGCCGAUCGAUUUUUCUAACACGAAAAGGCGUCGCAGAAUUAUCCGAAUUAUCGGGCAAUCGAGAAAACCAAAUUUGAAUAAGGAAACAAUUACUUUUGAUAAAUUUGGGAUUCGGCGACGGUUUCAUGCCACGUUGAUGAUAUCUUCACAUCGGCGGUGCGAAUUAAGGAAAGCCAGCCACACUUUCGCGUGCUUUCCGCCCCCGCGGCUGAUAGCGUCGCCCGCACUGGGACGACGCUAUCAUGAAAGCGCGGCCGGCAGCGGGGAGCGAAUGCUUUGUCUGCCUCUCGCUCUAACGAGUCACCGAAACUCGAGAUUACGCAACCUCCAAUACUAAACGCUCAGGAAGACAGCUUAAAGGAUGCGCUGUCUCGGCACUCCCACAAUUUGCACACGUGGCAGAUUACAUCUAAAGCAGGGUGCGCGGCUGCGUAUGCGCUCAGCCGCGCUUACAGCCAUGCGCAGCCACGGCCGUGACGUGCGCCAGUAAUCGAGACGUGCGCCAACUUACCCCCUACUCCGCCUUCUCUCGCGCGCUUGAUCGCAUUACCGCGAGCUCGCUCCCUUCCCCCUCUUUCCCUUUGCUCGCGCAGGAAGGCGGCACUCGUGAAGCCACCAUCUUUGUGUCACCCUCGCACAAUUUCACUCACACGGGGCACGCGCUGUGUGCUUACCCCACUUGGACUUUGUACGAAGCAUGAUGAGGCUCCACUUCGGCGGUCUCUCUUGUUGCGCCGCCGCGCAUGAUUUGAGAGGUGCGUUUGCAAGGAGCCGUUUCUAAUGCAAUCAUUUGACCAUCUGCAUCCGGGGAAGUAUCCAUUUAUUGUCCUGGCAUUCGAUUGCGGCGGCAGUGAAAUUUCGUUAUAUUGUAAUCGCAUACAAACACCCUUCAUUAUAUUGAGGUUCUAAAUACAUGGUAUUCUAUGGACUAUAGGUUAUUAAAAGUUCGUUAUAUCGAUAAUUUCGUCAUACUGAAGUUUGUUAUAUCGGGUUUAACUGUACAUUGAUUCUUUUUGACAGAUCCUGUAGUCCAUGAACUUGAUGCCAACUGGGCAGUCCAUCAUGCUUAUGAUGGCAUUGAAGUGUACUGAAAAUGUCAUUUUUGUAACCUGUACACAUUCUGGUAGAAGAAAACAAGGAAAUAAAUUGAAGCCUUCAUUUGCAGAGCACACAAGGUCGCUGUAGCAUUCCCUGCUUUACUGAAAAAUAUAGUGCAUUAGCCUUCCAUGCUUGAUGCACAGCCAAGCUGGUCUUCAUAUUUUGAAUCUAGAUUGUGAUCGUGGAUAGUCCGCUGAGAGAUACUGUAACGUUCGCGUCCCCGCCUGUAGCAGGAGGAUGGAAGCAGGCAGACAGCCGACACAGACUCUGGUGACCAACUGCUUUAUUCACGUUCAUGCACUCCGCAAACUACGCCGCUAGUCAACGAGAUGGGGUGGUGUCACCAUCUGUAGUUCUUGGCAAACACUGUGGUCAAACACAACAGAUACAUGAACAAACUCGGAGCUCUUCUAUAGAUGACACAACACUUAAAAACUGCCUGAGUGUUAUCCCUUUCACCACUGCAUAUAUUUACUCUCUCAAUGAUUGCUGUGUUGUAUAGAGAAGCUUGUCUUCAUGUGUUUGAGCAAUUGAUUAAUGUUCCUAAUAUGUUGUUCACUAAUAGGCAGUAGACAAGGUACAACGUCCAAUAAUGUGCAGCUCAGCAUAUAGUGCUUUGUUUUUACUUAUUUAUUUGAAAAACUUGCAGCACUGUGAAUGCAUUAUUUAAGGGUGGAUAUUACAGUAUACAAAAACAAAAGCCAUGCACGUGUAGAAUGACAUAUUUACAAGAAAUAAGAAAGCAUAACACACUCAUUAAACCAUAUUCAUUUAGCCGUAAUAAUUGAAAUUCUGUGGCAGAUAGGUUACUUUCUAUGCUACAGCUUGUUACAUGGUAAAAUGGUGUUGGGGGAAAAAAGAAAUGAAAACGUCAUUGUGAUGCUUUAUUUCACAAACCUUAAAUGCAUAGUCACAGCAGUUCAAUAUAAAACAUAGUGGAAAAAUGUAUAAAUCUCCAUCGAUACCAAUCUUCUGAAAAUAUAUGUGGUAAUACAGGGCAACCUUAAUUCUAUGUCUGCACUUAGCCAAUGUUUCCCAACUCAUAUAGUUUUUAGUGGAUGUUGUUCUUGCAUAUUGGUUGUAAUUACUCAUCACAAAAUGGGCAGUGUGAUUCUAAACCCGUUCUAAUGUGGCAGUUGAAUAAGAAGUGCCGAGACUUGGUUCACUGUGUUGGUCUGUCUUGUGUGAGAGGCAGCGAGCUUAGAAAUCUACUUGCAAUGAAGCCUGUGAGUGCAGUCUGACCUAUCAGCUUGGCUGCCCCUUCCCCAGUGCAGGGUAGCCAACCAGGCUUAGCUGUGCUAGUAUCCUUGCCUUUCCCUUAUCGCUUAUUUCUAUCUCUUUAUACCCUGUCUCUUUAUACCCUGUAAUUUAAUGCUUGCUGGCUAAGCUUUCCGAUGCAUGUGCUUUGAUUCUUGGUCCAAACUUUUCCCAUGGAAUGUUACAUGGCACAUUGUAGCUGGAAUUUUAUGCAUUUGUGAAACAGUGAGUGAAAUGCUUUAAGUUUCUCUGUGGCCUCCACUGGACUUGCAGCUGUCUUGUUAUAAUAAACUGCCUUCUGUCUCAUUCCACCAGCUGUAUAAACAGUGUUGAUUCUGGUAAAAAAAGAUCUGAUGUGCUGUCAGUAACUACGCUCAAAUGAAAUGAGGUAGUUUGAGCUGGUCACUGUUACAUGAGUUGCUUGUUGUCUCAUAGACUAUGCAAGGCAUUGUUACAACUGAAUCUGCAGUUUGUUUUUAAGUUCUGCUAAGUCAUUUGCUUUCGGGCACGAAGCAAGAGUGUUUAAUUUCUUUUUUCCCCCCCUUGGAUGAAUUACUCUGUGCAUGUUUUGUUCUCAAGAGACUGAAUAAAUGAUCUCAUUUAUAUCCUCGC